Coregonus clupeaformis (lake whitefish) is the source of this 1500-nucleotide messenger RNA. RefSeq lists its product as uncharacterized. Gene Ontology annotation, molecular function: metal ion binding. The record is from RefSeq and is a predicted model, not a curated record. Bases 271 to 1047 code for a protein of 258 amino acids. The transcript is spliced from 2 exons. Lineage: Eukaryota; Metazoa; Chordata; Actinopteri; Salmoniformes; Salmonidae.
CGUACUUUUUUUGUGUUGCUGACGAGAUGCUGAUACUUUCAUUUGGAUUAGCAAGUAGUAGCUACACCAACAACAAAAAUACAGCAUUUCACAAAUGUAUUGAGCAACAAACAUCUUCAUACGGAUUAUAACUACUAGUUCAAUCAAACAUAAGACGCAGACCGCAAUUUGUGACUGGAUGAAAGCGAAAGAAGGACGAAGAGAGGGAAAAAUAUAGCUACUAGCUAGCUAACGUUAGCCUGCUAACGUAAAGGCUAGCUGCUAGCUGACAUGAAUUAUCUCGUCGGCUAUGGCGUGUCCUCUGAUUCUGACAGUGAUGGGGAGGAUGGAAACAACAGGAAGACUGAGAGCGUGGUGGAUGGAGCGACCGAGAAGAAGGGCCGCAAUUUCCUCCUAGAGUCCGCUUCAACCUCCAGUGAGUCGGACUGCGACUCCAACCCAGAGGAAGACGGGGACCCUGUAUCUCAACUACAACCCAAACGCCCUCCUCCUGCAUGUAUGGCACCCCCCUCUGAGUCCCGGACCCCUCUCCUCCCCGCACCCCCUAGCUCCCUCUCCCAUAAACUCCCCCCUCCCCCCCUCGGGGCCUCGUCCAAGAGUGGCGUAUUCGCCAACCCCUUCAAGGCGCAAGCCGACCAGAAGCUCAACGUCUUGCAGAAGCACGUCCCUCUCACUCUGCAGGCCCGGCCCUCCCAGAUAGGGGGCAAGAGGAUGUGCGUGGCGUACAGGAAGGAUGGACGCUGCAGGUUCGGGAUCAAAUGCAAGUUUGCCCACGACAGCGACCUCCAGAGCUCCAUCAUUCCCAAUGACUAUGACCCCCCUGUGGGUGAUGCUCCCGGAUCGGACCAAGCUGACCCCAACGCGGGGGGCUCUUCAUACACGGGUCGCCAGAACUUUCACCACAACCAGAGAGGAGACCCUGAAGAGGAGGAGGGUCAGCAGUCUAGGAAGAGGAGAGUAGGGCUGAGUAACACCCUAGUGCCUCCUAAAAGGGCAAUGAAGAAUUAUGCAAUGCAGAGGAAGAGAGAACAGGUCAAUUUAAACUGAGCGACUUGCACAGGGAUACUGUCAGCAGCAAUACACUGUGUGUGUGCGCGUGUGUGUGUGUGUAUACCCUCACAUUGUUUUAGUGUGUGUGGCAGAUAAAAUGGGAAUGUGUUCCAAUUCUGUACCCUUAUUCUGAACUCAUUUACUCCCCCUCUUGGAUAUAAAAUAUGCUUUAAACUUCUCCCUACCCAUGCUUACAUCAAUAUAAUUGAGUGAGCAAGUGUAAACCUCUGUUAGAAGAGAAGAUAAUCAGACCACAGCCAGAGAGUAUUCUAUAUACCUGUUGUCAGUAUGCAAGAUAGGAUAACUAUAGCACACUUCCAAACCCCUGUUCAGUCCAGUACAUAUACUUCAGAUUGGUAGUUUGUACAUGAUAAGUGUUUGUAGUUUCAUUGAAAACAUAUUCCUUUAUAAACUACAAUUUAUCAUGGUUAAAUAAAUACUUUAAAUGUU